Molecule: messenger RNA, 2364 nt
Organism: Ascochyta rabiei
Lineage: Eukaryota; Fungi; Ascomycota; Dothideomycetes; Pleosporales; Didymellaceae
Product: Cellobionic acid phosphorylase
Exons: 1
Coding region: 1-2364 (787 amino acids)
Biological process (GO): cellulose catabolic process
Molecular function (GO): carbohydrate binding; hexosyltransferase activity
Source: RefSeq, a predicted model, not a curated record
AUGAUCCGCUCAACGCACGACGGAAACCGCUAUGAACUCACGAAUCCCACCGCAAUGCCAAAAGCCGGCGGCUUCCUCUGGAACCAGAAGAUGAUGAUCCAGGUCACCUGUCGCGGCUAUGCAACCGCCCAGUUUAUGCAGCCCGAACCAGCAAAAUACGUCCACGCACCGAAUCUCGAAGCCAAAACCUUCAUGCAGCCGGAACAAAACUACUACGCGCAUCACCCUGGACGAUUUGUCUACAUCAAAGAUGAAGAGUCAGGACAGACCUGGUCGGCGCCUCAUGAGCCCGUUAGAGCGAAGCCGGAUCGUUUUGUGUUCUCAGUGGGGAAGAGUGAUAUCCAAUGGAUUGUGGAGAAGGAUGGAGUGAGAGUUGAGAUGAGCCUACUUUUGCCUACACAAGACGUUGCUGAGUUAUGGUGCGUAAAAGUUACCAACAUCUCGAACCGGAGCCGGAAGAUCAGCGUAUAUCCUUACUUUCCCUUCGGCUAUAUGUCCUGGAUGAAUCAGGAGGCGGAGUGGAAUCCGACAGUAGGUGGCAUUGUGGCGAGCAGUAAGACGCCAUAUCAGAAAGCAGAAGACUAUCCGAAAACGAAGUACUUGAAGGACAUGACGUUUUUCCUUUGUGAACAGAAGCCGGUAGCCUGGGAAGCUAGGCAGGAGGCGUUUGAGGGCGAGGGGGGUUUGCAUGCCCCGGAGGCAUUGGCAGUGGAACACUUGAGCAAAAGCGAUGCGAGAUAUGAGACGCCUACAGCUGUUGUGCAGUACCAAGUUCAACUUGAGUCGAAUGGAUCUGAAGAGUAUCGGUUCUUGUUGGGUCCAGCGUAUGAUGACGGAGAAGUCCUCGCUAUGCGAAGAAAGUAUCUCAGCAAAGGCGGCUUCGCACAGGCCCGAGAAGAGUACGAGUCGUAUACGACAGCCGGCAGUGGAUGUCUAAAGAUCGAAUCACCGGAUAAAGACCUCGACAACUUUGUCAACAACUGGCUACCACGACAAGUCUACUACCACGGCGAUGUCAACCGACUCACCACUGACCCCCAAACUCGGAAUUACCUGCAGGACAAUAUGGGUAUGAGCUUCAUUAAACCAGAGGUCUGUCGCAACGCAAUUCUCACUGCGGUCGGCCAACAAGAAGAAAGCGGCGCAAUGCCUGAUGGAAUUUUGCUGACCGAAGAUGCGGAACUGAAAUACAUCAAUCAGGUUCCGCAUACCGAUCACUGCGUAUGGUUACCGAUCGCGCUGGAAAUCUACCUUAGCGAAACAGGGGACUACGCACUACUCGAUAAGCAAGUGAAGAGCAUGCACGGAGACAUGUGCACCGUCUUCGAGCGCUUCAGUCGUGCAAUGGACUGGUUGCUUUCCUCCAGUGCGAGAGACGCACGGGGUCUGAGCUACAUUGCACAGGGCGACUGGUGCGAUCCCAUGAACAUGGUUGGGCCAAAGGGUGUUGGCGUGUCAGGCUGGCUGACAGUGGCUACCGCCUACGCAGUGAACUUGUGGGCUGACGUUUGCGCUCAAGUCGACAGACCGGACAUCGCAGCCAAGUAUCGCUCCGGCGCAAGAGAGGUCAAUGAAAUAGCGAACAAGCACCUGUGGGACGGCGACUGGUUUUCUCGAGGCAUCACGGACGAUGGAGUGACAUUUGGCAUUAAAGAUGAUAAAGAAGGUCGCAUUUGGCUCAAUCCGCAGGCAUGGAGCAUUCUCGGCGGCGCAGCCUCAUCAGACAAGAUUUUAAAGAUCUUGCCACAGAUCGACAGCCAGCUCACAACACCAUACGGCGUACUCAUGUUCGCGCCUCCGUUCACAGCGAUGCGCGAGGACGUCGGCCGCGUUACGCAAAAGUACCCUGGACAAGGCGAGAACGGAAGUGUGUAUAACCACGCCGCAGCUUUCUACGCUUGGUCACUAUACACCAUCGACGAAGCGGACCGUGCGUAUUCGUGCCUUCGUGCGAUGAUUGCGGGGCCCACGGAAGACGACCUACUGGCGCGGGGUCAGUUGCCAGUAUUUAUACCAAACUACUACCGCGGCGGCUGGGGUACUAAGAAUCUUGAGCGUACGGCUGGACGCAGCUCGCAGCUGUUCAACACGGGAACGGUAAGCUGGGCCUAUAGAUGCAUCAUUGAGGGGUUAUGCGGGUUGAGAGGUGUUAAGGAGGGCUUGAAGAUCGAUCCGAAGCUGCCAAAGGGAUGGGAUGGCAUCAAGGCAACGCGGCUGUUUCGGGGGGCGGCGUUCGAGGUACAGAUAAAACGCACCAAGCGUGAAGGCGUGAAGGUAUUUUUGGAUGAGAAGGAAUUGGACGGAGUAGUCGUGAAAGAUGUGGAAGCUGGCAAGACGUAUAGACUUGACGUGCAGAUUCCGUAA